AAUGUAAUCUCAACCCUGUGGCCGUGCAGACUGCAGAUAGAAGUCGGAACUCGGAACGCACAGGUUCAUAUUAUUCAUGUGAGCAUGCCAUUUAUUCGACACGCGCGCUCCGAGCGAGUCGACUCGCACAUCACAUCAUCAGUGUCACAGACCGAUGCGUGUUUUCCCGCGUAACGCGUUCUGUAUUUGAACUUUAAAAAUAAUUUACGUGAUUUUGUUUGUGGCCAUCUUUACAUUUUGUGUUCAUAAAAAUGAGCAAUCGCGUUUGAAGUUAUUGCUUUAUAAAGGCAAUUUUUUGAUUUGAUGAAGCCACAAUCGAAUUCUACGUGAUGCUAUAAGGUGUUAGCCAUGCGGCCGCAGGGCGGUUGUCUGGGCGCAGCGGGGUAGCAUGGCCGCCCUGGUAGUGUUGCUCCUGGGAACAGCUGCGGCCGCACACACGCUCGCUGACGUCACGCGCCAGGAGACUGGAGACGUGUUCACACUGAUCGGUGAUGACUGCGGUGCGGCGCAAUGCGCAGAGCACGGCGCGGGUGAACAUCGGGCCUUGUUGAUGGUGGGAGGGUGUGCCUGUGGGUGCCCUCAACGUGCGCCACUCUUCAGGGAAGAUCGGGAACUAUGUGUCGAUGACUUACCAGAAUGUUCACUGGCCACGUUCGGAACAGGCAGCGCAUUACAAAGAAUUCCAUUCGUUUUUUUGCCGCUGAAGGGACAAAUAAUUCAUCCUUCAAGGGAGAUAACUUUCCAUAAUGUAAAGACUCCAAUUUGCGCUGUGUCAGGAGCCCAAUUUCUCACGAGGAAAGGUUUCUUAGACCUUCGAAACACGCUUGAUGCUGAUGUGCCAUUUAACCUGUUUAGAGAUGAGGGCAGGACAUUUUUACAGUGGAACGGAGAGGAUGACGUUCGCGCUCGCAUGUCGGGUCGGCUGAUGGUAGUGCGGCUCUUGUGUCGUGAUGUAUCCACAACCCCUGCCUCCCCUCUGGACUUGCGAGGAGUCUUCACUCCCUGUGUCGCGUUCAGAGUACAGGGAACCCCGCCUAGACAUGCUACUAAUAUAACAGAAGUACAAUUCACUCCGGAUGCCCAAAUAGCUGAAUCCUCAGCAAGCAAUGGACUCUCAGCAACUGAAUAUGUCGCGAUUGGCAUCAGUUCCUUACUUCUUGGGCUCAUAUAUGUUGCCUCAGUUUUCCUCUACCUCCACAUCCGAAAAAGGAAGAAAAUCGCUAGUGCAGAAUGCACAAUACAAAGACUUAAGCAGAAGAAAAACGGGAAAUCUUUGACGCAACGCGAUAUAAUGAGAAUUAAUUCUGAGUGCGUGCAAUCUUUACCGAAUGUUAUGGGACAAGAUGACGGUGUUAUUAAGAAAAACCCUCUCCUAUCUGUUGUACGAUCGUUUACGAGUGAUUCUGGUAGCAAUGUGUCGGAUUCUGAAGACAUGCCUGAUAGCAGCACGCGUAGUGAUGAGAACGGAUUUAAAAAACGUACAACCUCUGCUGUCAUUCACUUACAAAGAGAAGAUACAAGAAAUCAAUUCUACGGAAUGGAAAUGAGCCACCGCGAUGAGUCAGGCAUCGAGAAACUUCCAGACGAGCACGUGUCGAUCGUUGAAACUAUCGAGGACAGAGAGAUCGCAAGACCUGUGGGAACGACUAGACGAAAACUUUACUUUAACCCAGCUUAUUUUGAACCCCAUCUAAUGGCUGAUCCGCCAGUAGCGGCUCUAGAAUUUCUCUCUAAAAUAAGAGAAGUUAUUGCCGUAGCAAAGCAAAAGAUGGCAGCGAAACGAUUUCAUCCUGUUUUGAACGAAAUACCAGAAGAAACGUAUCCUUCAAAUCCAAACAGUAUUGAUUUAUAUCACAGUAUGAGAAGUCGGCGUAGUGCAAGUCUCCUGAGUCUUAAGCGAAAUAAUAGUAGAAGACGAUCGACAGACUGCUUAGGAUGCCCUGGAUGUAAAUCUGAAAACAAAACUGAUAUAAAAAAUAUUAUGAAGUACGAAAUUCCUAGCUGUUCUAACUGUAAGGGAGACAAGCAAAAUAGUAUCAGGAAAUGGUUAGAAAAUAUUCCUAAUGAACAUGACCGAAUACACGAUGACUUUUUAUCGAAUGCUCAUUCUGCACACUCAUUGUCAUGUAUACCUGUAUUAAAUAGUCGUAGUAAAAUACAAAAACAAAAUAGUUUUUCGGAAAAUCAUUUAGUAGAUUUCAGUAACAAAUGUCCUGUUAAGAAAACAACAACACGUUCUGUAAGAUCAGAGCCGUCGCGAACCUACAACAUACCACUACCCGAUUUCGGAAACGUUACGUGUGAUGACAAUUUGAAUUAUUUUCAAUCCAAGCAAAUGGUUGAAUCGAUAAAUUGUAUAGAUUACCGACCGGCCAGCUCGAAGAGUAAUGCAUCCGACAGAAAUAGACAAUUUAUAUUAAGAAAUAAUAACAAUAGUUUGCCUGAUAUGGUCAAUGAUACCAUUGCAUUAAAUGACUUUUCAAGAUCUUUGAAUCAAAACAUUGAUACUCAAGAACAUUUCACACAAGAAAUGAUUAAGGAAAUCAUUCAAAAUCCUUAUAUGAAUAAUUCAGAGAGCCCACUGGCCGAUUACGAAACUGAUAGUCUAGAAAGAAAUUGUACUAAAACCAAUACAGCGUCGGCGGAAUAUCCGGAAGUACCAUCAUCCCAAGCAAGUCCUAGUUUAAGCAACGCAUUACCUUUAGAAGAGGAAUUGACUAUGAGAAAUGCCGUGUAUAAAAAUAAUACAAGUAGCAACAGUAAUACUCCAUCACCCGAUAUGGAAGUAAGUGUAGAUCAAAAUCAUUACGAAAUCGUUGAUUUAAAGAAAAAUACUCAAGAUUGUAGCAAAAAUAUGAGCGUAACUAAUUACAGUCUUGUGAGCGAAGUUUAUGUAAAUAACAGUUACAAUUUUGGUAGUGCUCCAACAUCGCCCAGUGGGUCAGAAUGCUCAAUGGGAAGUAGAAAGGAAUAUAGAACAAGAAAGAAUGAUGAAAAGCCAGGAUGCUUAACUAUCGAAGUAAAGGAUCCACCAGAAAAUUAUAUAAGGAUCCAUGAGUCUGAUGGUUUCGAACCAGAUACCUUAGAUCGCAAGCACCCAAAACAUAAAGAAUCGUUUCAAGAAAUACAGACAUUUAAACGAAAAGAUUUUCUAAAGUAUCUAGACAGUCAACAAUCUGAGAGUAGUCACAGUUUACAGUUACGAAGUAGUGGAUCAUUUAUAAAAAAUAAUAAUGGAAACAUUUCACAAACAACAAAAUUUCACAGCCUGAGAAACGAUGUUGAUGCCCAUAGAACAGGUCAUCAACGUGCUAAAAUUUCAACAAGUAUGUUCGAUGGUUCUUCAGAGAGUAAGGACUUUGAGUCAUGGGAUGACAAAAGUUGGACUUCAGAAGAAGGAAGAGUGUUAACAUUGGAAUUACGACAUUCAAAGAGGCAGCGUCAAUGCACACCACCAACCGCUAAACAGCAAAAACAUUUAGCGCGACCUGACAUUCUUCCACCGCUACCUCCUACUGAAGAAACAAUUUAUAAACAGCCUAAUUUGCCUGUUAGGAGAGUGGAAAUUUUUUCAAAUAGUAAUAAUAAUGGUAUUACACUAACAACUGAAAUGCCCAAAAGCAAUAUUACGAAUGAAGCAUUGUCUUCUACAUAUGAAGGUGUCAUCGUCAGCAGAUCAGGCGAAUUCUCUAAAAAUUGUAAUAGAAAUUCAUCACAGCGUCAUUCAACAAGAAGUUGUAGCGGUAUAAUUAAUACAAACACAUUUGUAAGAGAACCAACGGUUGAUCCAAAGAAUAAAUUAAUAAAACGGAAAGCUGGUAUGAGUAUAGAUGACUCUGGAUACCUCAGCAGUGAUUCGACAAGUUCACGACCUUUCCAAAGAAAAUUAGUUAUAGCGAAAUUGGCGAGCUGCAGUGACAGUGAUGACACAGCAAAUGAGGCUAGGAGUGAAUCGGGUGCUGAAAGUGUAGAAACACAUUCCGUGUACUUUGGUAGUUUCAGGAACAAUGCGGGCAUACCAGUAACAAAUGACACUAAAAAUGUGAGAAUUAGCAAAGUGAAAAACUAGGAAUAUUAAUUGUGCAAUAAUUUGAAUACCAAUUGCAAUUUUAAUGUAGUAGAAAAUAAUUAUACUAAUGGUAAGUUUGUAGUAUUCAUAUUAAAUAAUAAAAGAAAAAUAUAAGAAUAUAUUAUAAUGUAUUUAAUUACUGCGUAACAUAUCAUGUUAGUGAAUAAUGGCCGGUUGUGCAAUGCAAUAAUAGAUUAAUAGCAAUAUUAUAAUUUAUUUAGAAAAUAAUUAGCUAUUGAAACAAUAAUUAUAAUUAAUGACUCAUAGAUUAGAAUAUAUAAAUUGUUCAUGGUAUGUGUUUAACAUAGUUGAGUAGUACUGUAUACGAGUCGAUAGAUAAGAAAUGACAGGUUGCACUUUAUAGCACCGAUAUGGUAAGUGUAUUUACACACCACGUUAUUAAGAGCGAAAAUAUCACGCCCACAUAUAUUUAUGUGUCUGAAACUUUUAAAGAAAAGUUUAUGUAAAUAAUAUUGUGUAAGAGUCAGGCAGCAAAGAUAGCUUCCUAGUACCUGACAAUUAAAUUAUUCUGCUCCAGAGAAGAGCACAAAGUGCCUCUCUGUAUUUAAGAGCAUAAAUAUAAUUACAUGUUGGGAAAAAGCAAUUAUACCUAUUUUGUUCGCUUUCAGAGCAGGCAAUCUGCAAAAAUAUGUAUAUGACAGUACCUAUAAGAAAUUUACAUUCAGAAAAGUUUUUUAUAAUUUAGUUAGUUGAGUAUAACAAAAAAAUAGAUCAUCAAAUAGUUUCUAUAAAAAACUAAUUUAUUGUCGAUAUUAUGAUCUAGUAUUACCUAUUAUACAUUUUAUGAAUUCAAUAUUUAAAUAAAUCAAUAAUCUUGCGCUUAAUAAUGUAAUAUUCUUGAAGAUUUUUCAUAAAAAAUUAUGAGUUAGUAAUUAUUAAUGUCCUUCGUAUGAUCUUUAGCAGUUGAACAUCGUUCGACUGGAUGGGUCAUUUAAAAUUAUAAGCUAUGGUUAUAUUAUAAGGCUGUUUGCUCAUUGUCUAUCGGACUGUCUUAACUAUCUCCAUAGUAUUACAGCAUCAUAUUUUACGAUUACAAAAAUUCUGCAAUGUAUAUCACAAACGUACAAUUUUAAAAUAUCUAUAAAUCUCCUACCUCGACUGUUGGGAUUAGGUAACUAGGUACUUAUUCUUUAAAAUAUUUGAUUCAGAGAAAUACCUAAAAUGGCUUGCCUACUUGUAGUUUUAAAUAUCAAUCAAUCAAAAAUAAUAGGUAUGAUAUGUAUAUCCCUCGCCUAACUUCAAGUUUGCUCUGAAGUUGGCACGCGCACCUGUUUGCGCAGAUACAUUCCACAUUCGCCCCUUCGAGUCUUUACUUUUUGAUACUGCGCAUCUAUUCGCAACAACGUCAGAGCGAUCUAGAAGUUUGUGAACGGGUGUAGCUUAUUGCAUUGCUAUUUUUCCAACGUAGUGAUUGAUGGGUUUAGUUAUUAUAUAAAUAUUAACUUAUAUUAACAUAGCUGAUACAUGGUGCUAAAUAGAAAAUCGGGUAAUAUAAAUUUGUUUAAUACUUAGUGUUAUAAUGAAUUAAUAUUUCUCAUAGCUGUAAAAUGGAGAGAAAUGCUCAAUUAUAUAAAAGUUGGAUUGAUCUUUUGUAUACACAAUUAUUAUUAUUAUUGUUAGAAUAGGAAAUUUAAGAAAAUAAAGUUAUUUAUAUUUGAUAAA
Messenger RNA from Leptidea sinapis, 5752 nucleotides. RefSeq lists its product as uncharacterized. The coding region runs from base 389 to 4069 and encodes 1226 amino acids. Gene Ontology annotation, cellular component: cell cortex. The transcript is spliced from 10 exons. Lineage: Eukaryota; Metazoa; Arthropoda; Insecta; Lepidoptera; Pieridae. The record is from RefSeq and is a predicted model, not a curated record. Gene Ontology annotation, biological process: imaginal disc-derived wing hair organization.